CCUGUACACUUUCUGGCCGUAAUGUCUAGGCGUCUGGAUGGACGUCUCCUUUUUGGCUGUGGUCCUUGUAGGCCAAAAUGGGUUAAAGUUGUUGACAACAUCUACACCGGAAAUCACUCGGUAGUAUGCCAUUUUGAAGUAAUUAUGAGGAUCUUCAAGGAAGGAAUCGACAAACUAGUGUGCCACUGUGCUAGAAAACCUGAUAAGUUGGAUAAUAUUGCAAAAUACCUGCAUAAGAAGCUCCUCUCAGAUCUUCACCAUCGGAAUUAUGCAAAUGUGAAUAUAACUAUGGAGGCCAUCAGUGCCUUAGUUAAUACCUGCUAUCGUCUUAAGCUUAAUCUUUUUGACUCAAGCUUCCUAAAGAUGGUUUUGUUGCUGCUCGAACAGGACUUGCCAGAGCUGCAGUUGCUCGGCACCAAAUCAUUUUUAGGAUUUUCUCAAAUAGAGGAAGAUGCUCCUAGUUACUAUCGCGAGUAUGACGAUUUAGUGGAUCAUUUUACCAGAAUGGCAUACUCAGAACUACCAAAUGAAGUCGAGCGAAAGAAAGUUCGUAUGGCGGGAAUAAGGGGACUUCAAGGCGUUGUCAGGAAAACCGCCAGGGGCCAACUGCGAAUGAAUGCUCUGCAGAGCAUGGAGAAGAUUAUUCCAGCACUCCUGUUUAAUAUUCAUGAGAGACCACCAAGUGAUGAUGAGGCGGAUGAAUCCGAACCUGGUUGUCAAGCUGUCUUCGUAUUCAAAGAUGUAGUAUGCCGCGCUUCUUUCACAAACCUCAUCCCUGUUGUUUCUGCUAUGAUUACGCAAGUUAUUCUAGCCCCUCUUGAAUGUCUUAUUCUUCUGUAUAGUCCCCACUUUGAUAAUCAUAGACUCUGGACUCCCAGCGAUUUCCCUCUCCUGGUUUUUGGAUACUUAUUGGAUUCUAUUAAGAAUAUGCAAGUCGCCCACAACCUCGUAAAGGAACUCAUCAAAUACUUGCGAAAAAGUGAUACAAGACUGACUACUCUCCAACGAAUUUCUGUCGUGAUGUCUAAUGUACGACGUAGGAUCAUGGGAGCAGGACAAUCUAAUCAUAAACUUCAUCGGCCGUCGCUUUACAGCAUACGAUUCAAUCGUAUCAAAUCACGGCGCAUUUUCUCGCACAAAACUCUUCUCGAUAUUGAUGGCCGCGCACCCGGUGUAGUCGGUGUGGGGGAUUUGGCGUCCAGUAACCCGCCAAGCAGCUUUGAAAGCGAGAGUGCUAGCGUCUCCCUUUCCCAUUCUUUCACACUUGCGGGGUCGGCCUCUUCCUCUCCUACUCCUCCUAUUGAAACAUUGCUGAUGUUGUUGGGAGAAUCAAACCCAUCUUUGGAUAAGAGGGGUUGCAAAAAGGGGAAACCAGUCCUUUGUGGGGAUGAGGCUACUGAUGACCGUCAUCAUCAUCCACAGCCUAGAAAGCGGGCUCCUCUGGGAUUCUCGAUAAUGCCUGCGGGAGGCGUAGCUCUGACAGUCUACAUUAAAACCGCACUGCAACGGCAGGACACAGAGGACUGGAAGAUAUUUGGGAAGAAGGCAGAACGAUAUUUAACAGGCCUGGAGAGGCAGUACAAUUGCAAUAUCAUGUUGUUUGAUAGGCAAUCCUGGUUCAGAGGUGUGCCCAUUCGCAAGCUGAGGAUUGUGGGCAAUAACUGUCAGGAUGUGCUAAAGUGCAAGGGCGGGCUACCGGCUUUUAUUUCGGAAAAUCUAAUUACUUCGGAAGAUAACUAUGUUAUCGAUAAGUCAGUCAUCACUCUUGCCAAAGGUGCUAUUGGUCCUGAUGUCUUUCACAAUUUUAAAGCUCUGCUUCAGAUUCUGAGGUCCAGCAUUGAAAAGACUUCGAAGGGUGUUGGAGCCGACGAGCAGCGUUUCCAUGAUGCAAUCAUGAACACAAUCGCUGAGUUCGCUAAAAACCUCCCUGAUGCCCAAAAAAUUGAGAUCCUCAAAUUCAUCCUCAAUUUCGAUCCUCUUCCAAGUGGACGGUCAAACAGCAAGGACUACUCAAAACCGAUGGUGAAAGUGUUGGUGAAAACUAUGCUUACAGUGGCAACGCAAUACCAAACAGUGGCGAUCUCGAAUGCUAUUGAUUCAGACUUUUUGCGUCUUUUGCUUCAUGGAGUGGCUCUUGACCCCGACGCAUCCAUUCGAGUUUACGUGCAAAAGAUUCUCCACGCUCUCAUUGAUCGACACAAUAAUGCUUCCAAACUCCUCAGAGUUAGAAUCUACCCCGCUGAGGAGGUCACGAAUGUCUACACACGAGAGAAGCCUUCUCGACAGGAUAUAUUGUUCAUGAAAAAGACCGGCUAUCUGUUGACAGAAAACAUCUUCCACCAGAUGUUGGACCCCAGUAACAAAGUUGACAAUCUUGAGCACCUGAUGUGCACCAUUGGACUGGUGGCACUGGAGAUGGGUGCCGAAGAGGCGGGUUUCUUUCGCAUUGAUAGCCCUGCCUUAGCUACGAUUUAUUUGCCACUUUUGAAUUCAUACCUCAGACCAUUAUUGCAGCUUUUAUCCCCACCGGUUUCCCCUCCCCUUUCGUCAGGUUCUCGUGGAAUUGUUCCGUUUAGUGCUAGCGGUUCAGCAGAAGGUUGUGGAAUCAAAUGGGGGUCUUCCCUUGCCGCAUCUAUGUGCUAUCCAUGCUGUGCUUGCAACUGUGGUGUCAAUUAUUGUCCCCAUUUCGCCUCUAAGGGAGUCUCUACUUUCGCACGUACAAGCUGUAAGUAUCCAGCACAAUUAGUGAUCUCUAAGGAAAUGCUCUUCUGUCGAGAGACAAUACAGUCCGCCCUGCAUCAGGCUGCCCUAGAUCCCUCCAACUUGGACAUUCCCUACCAGCCUUUUGAUCCACUCAAAGCUCUCCAGUCCCUCCGCGUAGCCAUGCUCGGCAGCUCUGCAGCAAUGACAGCAGCAGGAGGCGUGGGUACUGGUUCGGUCACCACACCCGGUGGUCGUACCAGUGGAGCCUCAGAAUACGGCUCUACCAACCGAUUUAGUGGAUGGAGCACUCUUCCAGGUUCCUUGAAUCGUGGUGCUGGUCCUGGGAACGCUUUUCGAAAUGGGGUCCAGUACGGUUCCAAGAAUGCAAUGCCUAUGGGUGCCGAUAGUCAAUCAUUGAGUAGCUUGUCAAUGGCUGAUAGCAGUCAAUCAGUACCAAAUGUUGGUUCGCGUGCCUCCGAUCUUGAACGAGAGGAAAUGAUUUCCUUUAAGCACGCGCAGAAAAUCUUAUAUGAAUCUCCGGAAACUAGAAGGAGAAGGAAAUACGCGGAAAACAUGCGACUGACAUCUAAUUAUGAUGCCCUGGCGGAAAAAGGUGCGAUGGACUUCAAUGAGUUGUGUGCUCUACACAAGGAACGGGCACAGACACAACGCUUCAACAUGGUGGGAGUUUUCAGUGACCUCUCCAACGAGCUGAACCGUCGAAAACUGUCACAGAGACGGGUGAGUCUAAACACCGGGGGAUUGUCAUUUCUACGUGGCAACGCGCGAACUGAGAAGACUGAUGGUAUGGAGAUGGCUCUGCGCCGGAGCGUAGUUGGUAGUGGCGGUGCAGCGGAGGAGAACUCGGGUGGAGAAGCGAUUGAAUGGAGAGUCGAUAGAGAGGGAGCACCAGUUGCUAGGGUGACACAGGAGGCAGGGAAGGAAGACACACCAGGACAAGGAGUCGCCUCUUCAGCGAUCCAAUCUAACUGGGACUCCAAUUUCAUAUCUCUCUUUGUCUCUUGA
Molecule: messenger RNA, 3729 nt
Organism: Hydatigera taeniaeformis
Lineage: Eukaryota; Metazoa; Platyhelminthes; Cestoda; Cyclophyllidea; Taeniidae
Source: the annotation of a GenBank genome assembly